This is a messenger RNA of Archocentrus centrarchus (flier cichlid), 3153 nucleotides long. RefSeq names its product ST6 (alpha-N-acetyl-neuraminyl-2,3-beta-galactosyl-1,3)-N-acetylgalactosaminide alpha-2,6-sialyltransferase 5a (gene st6galnac5a). Gene Ontology annotation, biological process: oligosaccharide metabolic process; ganglioside biosynthetic process. NCBI's taxonomy places the organism in Eukaryota, Metazoa, Chordata, Actinopteri, Cichliformes, Cichlidae. The transcript is spliced from 5 exons. The record is from RefSeq and is a predicted model, not a curated record. Gene Ontology annotation, molecular function: alpha-N-acetylgalactosaminide alpha-2,6-sialyltransferase activity. Bases 139 to 1134 code for a protein of 331 amino acids.
CACACGGGCAGAGGCAGGCGGGCUGGUACAGCGCAGUCGGACUGGAGUGGAUUCGGGAGGCGAGCAGAUGAUGCUGGACCAUGAGUGAAAGUGGAGCCUUACGCACUGAACCGCAGCGAUAAGACAGCGCGCCGCAAAAUGAAGACACCUAUGCGCCAUGGGGUAGCCGUGCUUCUCGUGCUUCUCCUGUGCGCCAGCUUGUUCCUCGUGUACAACGGCAGCUUCAACGGCGCUUCCAGAGACGCUAACGACACGCGCAUCAGGCAGAAUGAACAGCUGCGGCGGCCCACCGAAGCCUCCGCCGGGGUCGCCAAGCCUCACCCCCCGGUCCUCCAGGGAUACAGUAGCAUCAUCGACCAUAAGCCUCUCAGGAUGCACUGCCACACCUGCGCCCUGGUGACGAGCUCGGGCCACCUCAUCGGAGGGGGCCGGGGUGAAGAGAUCGACCGGGCCGAGUGCGUGAUCCGCAUGAACGAUGCUCCCACCGCCAGGGGUUACGGCCGUGACGUCGGUCGCCGCACUUCUCUGCGUGUCAUCGCUCAUUCCAGCAUGCAGCGGGUACUGCGGAGUCGCAACGAGCUGCUCAACGCCAGCCAGGACACAGUAUUCAUCUUCUGGGGACCCAGCAACUACAUGAGGCAUGAUGGGAAGGGCCUAGUGUACAACAAUCUGAGGCUUAUGAAAGAGGUACUGCCCAAGCUCAAAGUCUACAUGAUCUCCUGGCAGAAGAUGCUGCAGUUUGACGAACUCUUCAAGAAGGAGACCGGCAAGGACAGGAAAAUAUCGAAGACCUGGCUGAGCACCGGCUGGUUCACUAUGACCAUCGCCCUGGAGCUGUGCGAUAGGAUCAAUGUCUAUGGCAUGGUCGCCCCUGACUUCUGCAGGGAGCCUCAGAACCACUCUGUCCCCUAUCACUACUAUGAGCCACGUGGCCCAGACGAGUGCGCUAUGUACAUUUCCCACGAGCGUGGGCGACGGGGCAGCCACCACCGCUUUAUCACGGAGAAGCGGGUCUUCGCCAACUGGGCACGGACAUUUAACAUCCACUUCUACCAGCCGGACUGGAGCCCCCCACCUCUCCCUGCCAACCGGACGCUUGAGGGGACGGUCACUGCAGCUCCCCUGAAGACGUGACUUUUGUUGGGUUGAAUGAAUGCUUUAGAAAUUCGUGUGAAGACUGGGGGUUUUUUUGCAUUGAGGGGUUACUGGACCCUUGAAACAAAGAAUAAAACAUGAAGGAAAAUUAGUCAUUACAGAUGAAAACAGAUGCAGCUCCAGCAGUGUUUUGUUUACUGUGGUGAACCAAUUCAGACUUGAACAACCCUCACUGAAAGCCUUGUAAUGUGAGGUAGUACAAGAAGGCAACAUCAUUACACACUUUGCUCUUGGUGCAUGCAUGCAGUGUCUUACUGUGGACUCUCUAGCUCGUUGUGCAUAUGUGUGUGUGUAUAUGCAUAUGUUUACUAGAGGGAUCACAGAGGAUGUAAACUUGAGUCUGGUCUGUCGACAAAGUCACUGUUGAAUGAAGGAUCUGUGCAGGAGUCACUGCAGGAUUCAUGGAAAGAAAUAUACCAUUACAGUGUCUGAAAUCUUGCUUCUGGAGGCAGUGUAAGCUGAAUACAAAUAACUGUGUAGCUCGAGUUAAAUUUGGCUAUUUGAACGUGUGAACAAUCCCUGUUCAGAUGUGAUAUUCCUCUGCAGUUUUCAAAGAUUGGGGAGGUCAAGUUGGUUGAGAUUUGUUAGACCUCCUGUGUCACACAACAAAGGCUCAAACACCUUCAAAGGAUUUUUUAUAAAUCACUUCCCUGACUUUCAUUUAGACGACCUUUUAGAUGUGUGCAUUAUGAGCUCACCCUAAGCCAAACUUCCCAAUGCCGCACAGUGUGGCUGAAUGACAGGUGUGUACUGGUAGGUUUUAUCGUGUGUGUGUGUGUGCACGCACCUCCUCUGGUCCCAGAUGUGUGUAUCAUAAGGCUUUGUUGGCUCCUGUCAUCAGUUAAUAGUGAGUUCAUAUAGCUACCAGCUGGAUGUAAAUGCACAGCCAUGUCACACGAGACAGGUAGGAGAUUAGGAUCGAGGGUAGGGAUGCAGCAGCAGCAUCCAUCCUACUGUAUUCAUCUGCUGCCACUUUUGAAAGCCUGAAUCACCUUUGCAGGAGAAUUAACCCAGCAUUCAUUGAAAUGGUGUUUCUUUUUGCUUUUUUUUAUUAAACUGAUGAGUAUGUAAUGUGUCACUCUCUUGUUGUCAGUCAUGGUUUAUACACACUCUCCUCUUGCUUAAUAGAAUAUAUGCUACAUGUAGACUCCCACUCUCAGUUUUCCUCCCGUCCUCUCUUUGUCCAUGAAUAAGGAUCUGGAGUCAGUCAGAAUAAAGAUGAGACGCUGGGUUAUCGUAAUGAUACAUGCCGGUGCUACGUCCCUAUUGAUUUUGCUCUCAUCUCUGUAAUGUGAGUAAUGAGAGCAGAGAUGCUGUGGGUCAGAUACAUGGGUGCUCACACCAUGAGGGCAUGUUUCACAUUACAUCUCCUCAGUGGAGACAAAGACACGGCUGCUUCUCAUACAUCACGAGCAGCUGCAGCAGUGUCUGCUGUAUGCAGGCAGGCUCAGAGUGCUGCUAACUUUGUACUGCAGCAGAGAACCACUAUGUUCUUUUUUUAUAAUUUUCCCCAGAGAUGUUCACUCAUCCAUCAAGGACUGUGUGGCUGUGUGUGUCUAUUAGCGAAGUGGUAAGUACUUGAAAUUUUAAUUUUUUUGCCCAAUUAAGUGAAUCAUGCUGUGUAGGUUGCAGAUACUCACUGUUUGCAUUAUAGAUGGUUUAGAAAAUGAAAAGAAAAGAAAAAAAAAAAAGAGUGAAAAAAAUGCAGAUUUCAAGUACCCAGAGUCCACGGUGAUAUUUUCAGAUUGUCCGAAACUUGAAGAUUUUCAGUCAACGGUGAUAAAAAGAAAGCAGCAUAUGUCCACCCGUGGUAGUUUUGAUAUCUUUGCUUCAUAAAUAACUUAAGUAGUUUGACACUUUGGAAGAUCUGAUUAUUCCCUUUCUUGCAGAGACUUAGAUGAAAAGAUUGAUACCUCUCUCAUGUCUGUAGCCAGUUAGCAUGGCACAAACUGAAAGCUCAAAUGUAAAAAAUAAAUAAAUAAACGCCAUCUGCUUUAC